GAUCAGACAAAUCCUUUUUGGGCUGGGAAUGUCAGAACAUGAUUUAGUUUCGGGUGAUACAGAAGCGCAGUACGCUGGAGAUACAAGCAGCAAGCGCGGUGGCUGGAUAACUUUACCGUUCAUGAUGGCUACAUUGUUAGGUAUGUCCAUAACUUCUUUCGGAUGGGUGCUGAACUUGAUCGUCUUCUUGAUCGAGGAAUUCAACAUCAAGAACAUCGCUGCUGCUCAGAUUUCAAACAUUGUCAAUGGAUGCCUCAGCAUGUUGCCACUUGUAGCAGCCAUUUUAGCUGAUUCUUUCUUUGGAAACAUUGUCGUCAUCUCGGCUUCUACUUUUAUCUCGCUGACGGGCAUUCUUCUCCUGACGCUGAUAGCAUAUUUGGACUUAUUGAAACCUAGACCGUGUGAAACCGGAUCAAAUCUAUGUCAGUCUCCAUCGGAACUCCAGCUUGGGAUCUUGUAUACAGCCUUAGUUCUAGUAACCACUGGAGCAGGUGGGACACGGUCAGGGCCGGCCCUGGGCCAAGCCCAUUGA
Molecule: messenger RNA, 532 nt
Organism: Brassica oleracea var. oleracea
Lineage: Eukaryota; Viridiplantae; Streptophyta; Magnoliopsida; Brassicales; Brassicaceae
Product: protein NRT1/ PTR FAMILY 2.3-like
Exons: 4
Coding region: 29-532 (167 amino acids)
Biological process (GO): oligopeptide transport
Cellular component (GO): plasma membrane
Molecular function (GO): transmembrane transporter activity
Source: RefSeq, a predicted model, not a curated record